Molecule: messenger RNA, 5272 nt
Organism: Gymnodraco acuticeps
Lineage: Eukaryota; Metazoa; Chordata; Actinopteri; Perciformes; Bathydraconidae
Gene: stox2a
Product: storkhead box 2a
Exons: 4
Coding region: 1576-4641 (1021 amino acids)
Biological process (GO): positive regulation of transcription by RNA polymerase II
Cellular component (GO): cytoplasm; nucleus
Molecular function (GO): DNA-binding transcription activator activity, RNA polymerase II-specific; RNA polymerase II transcription regulatory region sequence-specific DNA binding
Source: RefSeq, a predicted model, not a curated record
CCACUCUGAGCGGGUUUAAGGUGAUGCUUUGGGGGGGGGUUUCUUUUUCACUGACAGCUCCACACAGUUAAUCAACCGGUGGGAAUCGGUGAUGAGAAAGACACCAAUUCCGUUUGGGGCCCUGUUAAAUCCUUAGCUUCAGGUAAGACACAAAUGGAUGGGAGUUUAAGGGGCCCCUCAUCCUUCAAGAGCAGAGUGUAAGGGAAGCAGAGUGGAAGGAAGUUGAGGAUGGAAAUUCAGCCACAGAUUUAGACACUGAGAUAUUCCCCGGACAUCAUCUGAGGGCUGAAUAUUUAUUUUUUCUUGUGUGUGUUAAGAGCUGUUGAUAUUUGCUCUCCUCUCUGCCUUAUGUCCUCUCCCUCUUGCAUCCUCCCCUCCCCUCAGCCUCAAUCACCCAGACACAGACGCAUGCAUGCUCACGCAGAAUCGCGCGCAGCAGGCGGAUGCGCGCAUACACACUUUCUCUCACACACACACACAUACGCGUACACACACACAUACUCACACACCCUUCCUGGAGGUGCUGGGAGCAGCUGCAGCAUUAGCGUUGAAAGAGAUUUGCCGUUGACUGGAGUUUGCAUCCCCCCCUGUUAAUGAAUGGAUGCUACGGCGAUAGGCUCGGGACCUUCUUCCGUUGGAUUGCGGGAAACGGUGGAUAUCUAUUCUUGAAAUUUAUUUAUUUAUUUCUAUGCUCUCCAUUUUUUUCUCCCCACCCUCUCCUGGUGUGCUGUUGUCGAAAGGACGAUGGGGUCUUGUGCUUGAUCGGAUAAAGAUGGAGGUGAACGUGGCGUCUCCGGUGCUUGGCAUACUAUUGAGGUUUCAGUGCCCGUUAGGGUGAAUGGAGCCUGUUAUUUCUGUGUUUUUUUUUAAGUGGGCUCUUUUGUUUUCCGGGGAUCGGCCGAGCACUCCUGUGGUGAAUUGAGCUAUUGUCGAAGACUCGGCCUCUUAAGCUUUGAAUAUUUGACCGUCCAUCCUUUCCCUCCCUUCCUUCCCCUGUUACCUUCCCCUCUAAAAGGAACAAGCGAAUCCCAAAACCUGCUCUGAAAUCUCUCCUCACCGUCCUCCUCACUUCCAAUGCCCCAUUUCCCUCAUCUCUACCCCUACCCCCCCCACCUCUCUCCUGCUCCCUCCUCCCACAUCAGAGCGGCUACGUAAUGUGCCUCCCUACGCAUGCAAAUGGGGAUGCUACAAAUGGUGGCUGGGACUGAUGGCGAUGAAAGGGUGAUGCCUCGCGCAAUCACCUGCACCUCCACCGCCGCUGCCAUCACUCCAGAUCAGCCUGGGAGAGCCCAGCCGAUGACAACCCCCCUCAGUGCGAACACGGUCGUUUGUAGCCUUCUCGUGGAUGUAAAUGAGACGUGUGUAUGUGUGUGAAGGUGCACACUGGUUCCUGCCAUGUCUGGUGUGUGAUCGCUCUAGCGGGACGUUCUUACUGAUGCGGGGGAGGCACUGAGCCUGAGGUUGGUCGACCUCCCCCUGCACACCCCCCCUUUCCCACCUCCCUCCUUCCUUCCCCUUUCUCUCCCCCUUCCACCAAGCCCCUAGGGGUGAAGGCCACCUGGUAAAGGGGUCACGAUGAAGAAGAACCGCAGCAGCAAUGUGCGGCGGGCCUGGCCCAGCUCAGAGCUCAGCGAGCGCCCGCUGGAGCACAAUCUCUCCCGUAGUGAGAAAGACAUCCAUGUGCAGAAGCAGCAUCUUCCUCCCCCUCCUGCUCCUCAUUUCUCUCCGUCCCCGCCAAGUUAUCGUGCGCCAGGUGACGUGUCUCCGAUCAGUAUGUCACCUAUCAGCCAGUCACAGUUCAUCCCGCUGGGAGAGAUCUUGUGCCUGGCUAUCUCUGCUAUGAACUCUGCCCACAAGCCUGUGAACCAGGAGGCUCUGGUGGAGCACCUCACUGCCAGCUUCCCAGGUGUGCCUACACCCAGCUCAGAGGUUCUGCGACAUACCCUGAACAUGCUGGUGCGAGAGAGGAAGAUCUACCCAACUCCAGAGGGCUACUUCAUCGUCACCCCCCAGACCUACUUUAUCACUCCGUCCCUCAUCAGAACCAACAACAAGUGGUAUCACCUGGAUGAUCGGCUGCAAGAGCGCUCACCGCUACUGUCACAGCAGCAGCAGCAACAAAGUCAACAGCAGCAGCAACCUCAGCAAUGCACUUCACCUCCGUCUGGUAAUGUAACACCAUCUACACCUGGCUGCCUGAGAGAGAGGCCUCCUCGCAAGAAUCACAAUGACUCAUACAACUCCUAUCGCGAAGACUCGUCCAGACUUCACAGUACCAAGUCACCAAAGGAGCACAGGGGAGAUUCUUAUCAAAGUAAGCCGCCCAAGGAUCACAAGAGUGGGGAAACUCCACCAAGCACGUCAGCUAAGGAGCACCGAGGAGAACCGCCAUCAUACCCUCAUCCUCCUCCUCCCACUUCCCCUCCUGUCGUGCAACCGCCGCCUCAAGAGCCCGCUGAUAAGAGCAAAAGCAUCACUUCUUUUCCUUAUAAAACUGACACUCUCACCAAAAAGAAAGAAGGAAGUGGUGGCAGCAGCAGUGGCGAGAAGCAAUCUAAAAGGUUCGGUCUCAGGCUCUUCAGGCUGAGUUUCAAGAAGGACAAAAUGAGGCAGCUUGCCACCUUCUCAGCUCAGUUCCCCCCGGAGGAGUGGCCUCUUCGUGACGAGGAAGUGCCAACCCCGGCCAUGCCCCGCGAGGUGGAGAUGGAGAUAAUCCGCAGAAUCAACCCCGAUCUAACUGUUGAGAACGUUGCAAGGCACACGGCUGUGAUGAAGAGGAUUGAGGAGGAGCGUUCGCAGAAGAACAAGGCGGGGUCUUCAGCCCACCACAGUGCACGCAGCAGGAGGGGGAGGGGCCACAGGAGGGCCACACAUGGUAAAUCCCGCUCACACAGCAAACCCAGAACCUCCAGGGGAGACCCGUCCGAGGGUUCAAACUGGGACCUCUUGUUCAUGGAAAGGGAUUUCCGCUUCUUUAGCCACUCGUUAGUUCGCUCGCCUCGGGAGGCCAUGUACACCUUGGAGCGCAGGCGAAGUGGAGGCGCAACAUACCUGGUCCAUAGCAACCCCAACGUUACUGAAUCGUCCUGCCCUGUUACCCCUGAGUGGGAUGUGUCCGGGGAGCUAGCCAAAAGACGGACAGAGAUGCCCUUCCCUGAGCCGUCGCGCGGGACGUGCCAGUCCAGAGUGCAGAGAAGUCACAGUCACAAUCAGGAGAGGAAGUCGCGUCACGAGAGGUCAGAUCAAGCUAAGGAACGCUCUCGGUCCAUGGACAACUCCCUCAAGGUUCCAUCACUGGGGGUGCCAGAAGACUUUGAACCCACUCUGGAGGAGCGUAGUCAUUACUACACUGACGACGGCACCCUGCGCGCCACGCAGAAGUCCUCCCACUUCUCAAGGAUCAUGUUCUCUGCUGCUAAGUUCCACUCUGAUUUUAAUGUGCCUGAUUUGGGGAAAGGGAGUUUGGACGAGUCAAGGAUUCGGAGUACGAUGGAGAGGAACAAAAGCAGAGACAGCUUGCCAACGUACAAUGAGCUAAUGGGACUUUCUCCUAAGCCCUCAACAGAUGAGUACUUCCAGUGCAAUACGUCAAAUGAAACAAUCCUAACUGCCCCUUCGCCUCAGGCAAAAUCAGAAUAUGACACAUUAACCUCAUCAGGGGGACUCCGAAAGGGCUCUCCGGCUGACCGGCAAACGCCUCACCUCACCUCUCCUCACACGAUGGAGUACAAAGAGGACUUGUCGGCAGCAAAGGGACAGAAUGGCUCAGUGCGGCUGACGCCAAGCCAGACGCCAGAGCCGGCGCAAAAUGCCCGUUUGACGCCACACCAACACAAUGUAGAUCCCGGUGGGGGAGGCGGUGGUAUGUCGAUCAAGAGGAAAGAGAUCUUCAGCAAGGACACUUUGUUCAAACCUCCACACAAUGCCUUGUCCACAGGCUACGUGGACAGCAGCUACACCAAGUCCGGCACAUUGCGGAAAGCCUCACAUGCCAAAUCAACAGAGGCCCUAGACAAUCCUGAGCCCCAGCAGCCUUCCAAUUCAGCCACUUCCUCAGUGUCACCGGCAGUUUUACAGAGCUGCUUAGAGCCAACAGUCCCCUCCGCCUCCUUUGACUAUUAUAAUGUAUCAGAUGAUGAAGAAGAGGAAGAGGCAGAGGAGGACUCGCACAAAGAGUUGGCGACGGCAGAGGACAACAAGGAUCAUGGGGAAGUCGGUGGUAAUGGUGGAAGCAGUGGUGGUGGCGGGGAGGGAACCAUGCAGUGGCUCAUGGACCGGGAAAAGGAUCAUGAUCUGCAGCGAAAACUGGAGACCAACCUGACCUUACUCAGCCCCAAGGAGACGGAGAACAGCAGCAGCCAGAAGUCGGCCCACUCUGCACGCUUGGACAGCAUGGACAGCAGCAGUGUCACGGUGGAUAGUGGAUUCAACUCCCCCAGGACACGUGAAAGCCUUGCAUCCAACACAUCCAGCAUUGUGGAAAGCAAUAGACGGCAUAAUCCAGCGCUGAGCCCCGGCCACAUCGGCACCAGUAGUAUCGGACUGCCUUUCAGCUUUCGCGCCAUCCCAGAGCCCCCCACCACACAGCCUGAGAAACUCCAGAAGUCAUCGAACUGCCUGGCCUCCAUCACCAGUGUCUGACAGCAGCACAGACUGAGACCAUGGACGGUGGUGGAGGACAGAGGAAGUGAGGGGCUUCACCAUUUUAGACCCUCACUUUCCUCAACCAAUACACACACAUUCACAUAAACACACAUCUUCAGACUCCUGAGAAUCCAUUUACUGGGACUGUUACAAAAACAGGCAUGGCUUCAAGAGACUGUUCCCACAGCUUCAAGAACUUUACUGCAAAAAAGAGAAACUACAAGACCACUGUAGGUGAGGAAACCUACCUGAAGUACUUUGAUUUUUGGUGACAUGGACUCUAGUUUGGCUUAUAUCAAGAUUCUUGACUAUUGGUAUUGGAAAGUAGUAGACUAUAGGAUUCAAGUUACAUUUGGAAAUAUCAAAAAAACGUUUUAUAUUACUUAACAAUACAUGUCCAAUUAAAUGUUCUCCUUCCUGAAAUAGCGUCAAGUUCUUCAGGACGAUUCAAUGUAUCAGCACAAUGUCGAGACAAUAAAAGUUGAUCCUGAGAACAACGAAUGAAAGAUAUAAAAACAUAAAUCAGCUCAGAUUUGUGUACCGCAAUGCAAAUGAUGUAUGUAUACUCGAUACUUUUGAUAUCCUAAUUAUUAUAAUGGUGGUAUUAAAGAUGCUAUGUGACCAAAAA